Astrephomene gubernaculifera is the source of this 724-nucleotide messenger RNA. Lineage: Eukaryota; Viridiplantae; Chlorophyta; Chlorophyceae; Chlamydomonadales; Astrephomenaceae. The record is from the annotation of a GenBank genome assembly.
AUUCUGGAGGCCGUACAGCGGCUGCUCAACCUGCUGGGCCCCGAGUCCCCCGCGCUGCACCCGCUGGUGAUGCCGCUGCUGAGCUACUGCCUGGACCUCAGGCAGCCCGAGGUAUCCGAGGGCCUGCUUGAAGACGGUCUCGCCCUCUGGUUGGUUGCCGUACGUAACGCCCCCAACUGCCUCACUCCCGACCCAACUGCCAUGGCCGCUGCCGCUGCUGCUGCUGCUGCUGCCGCUGCUACAUCCUCCAACCCUGGCGGCAACAACAACAACGACAAUAACCCCGGUGCUAAUCCUGCUGCUGCUACCGCUGUCACCUCCGGGACGAGCGAACACGGGUCUUCAUUAUCCGCAUCCGCCGCAGCAGCAGUCGCUGCCGCAUCUCUGCCGGUAUUAGUAAUACCGGAACGGGUUGCCGUACUCGAGACGUUGUUAGCGCCGUUUGCGGCUCUAAGGAGCAUCGUAGAGGCGUCUUCGGAGCACCUGCCGUUGGUGGUUGCGAUCCUGGCGAGUACGGCAAUGCUAGCGGGACCUGCAUUGUACGGCAACCCUGCUGUACGGCAGCACGUGGUGGAUGUACUGCUGCAGAUCGUGGGCAAUGUGAGCGAGCGCGGCCUGCUGAUCACACUGCCCUGCCUGGAGCGGCUGCUGCAGGCCGCACCCCGGGAGGCGGGGGCGGCGUUGCAGCCGGUGCUGCUGCGGCUGCUGGGGCUGCUGCUAGGGG